UGUCUUUUAAGGUGGGCCAUCACUGUUGCUGCCCACCUUCUCUGGAACAUCCUCUUCAACCCUGUUGGUGUUCAGGAAGACAAUUAAGACCUGGUUGUUCCAGGAAGAUUAUGAAGACUGAAAAUAGAUUUACCCCCCACCCCUACCCUCUGACACGAUGAUUUGUCUUGUUGAGAAGACAUUCGUCAGCUGAACAGGAAUAUUGAUAUUAUGUACUUUAUGUCUUCAGGUACCAGUAUUACAGUAGAUAUUGCUGUCAUGGGAGAAGCUCAUGGACUCAUUACUGACCUUCUAGCAGAUCCUUCUUUACCACCCAACGUCUGCACCUCCCUCCGAACAGUGAGCAACCUGCUUAAUACCCAGUUGACCUUCCAAGCUAUUCAUAGACCAAGAGUCAAUGCUUUGGCAUCAUUCAAUGAAAAUUACACCUGUUCUGACACAGAGGAAUGUUCGGAGAAGGGAGAAAAGCUUACCAUUCCCAAGCGCUUCCGGAAGAGCCUGCCACCAGGUCUUGUCCGGCGAGUGUCAUCCACGUGGACAACAACUACAUCUGCCACCGGUUUGCCCACCUUGGAGCCCGCUCCAGUAAGAAGGGACCGCAGUGCUAGCAUCAAACCUCAUGAUACUUCAUCAUCCAGCUCUGAUUCAUGGAACAAUUCUCUUCUGAUGACUCUCACCAAAAGCAGAUCGUUCUCAGCUUCCUAUGCGAUGUCUGCUGCCAACCAUCUGACUUCAAAGCGGCCAAGCCGACAAGGUAUCCCCCCAAAUAUUUCACCUCUUGUCUCCCCAAGCCAUUCACCCAUCCAGGGUACACCAGUCAAUAGUCCCAUCAGCAGAACCUCAGGAGAACAAUUUCCAGAGUCAACAGCCAUGGCCACUACACAAACCAUCAAGCCCCACAGGCUCUUAGGUUGCACUCAGAGCGCCCCUAACCUAUCAGAGCCUGUGGAAGGCACCUCCGUCAUUUGCAGUAGCUGCGGCAGACCAUAUAGCCAAACAGACGCCAGAGAAGGAAUAUUGGAUAGGAAUGACAGUGCAGCACAUACCUUGAACAGGACAGAUGAUCCUGCACAGGCCACCUCUGACUACGAGACAAAUAACAGCGACAGCAGUGACAUUGUGCAGAACGAGGAUGAGACAGACUGUGCCAAGGAGCAAACACAGGCGGGCCCGCUCUGCAGGACGUAUGCCCCAGGGACAAUCAUCUUGCAUCCUUUGCUGCCCAUGGAGGACAAACCUAUCCUUGCCCCCGAGCCUCUAAUAAUGGACAAUUUGGAUCCGCUAAUGGAGCAGCUAAACAAUUGGAAUUUCCCAAUUUUUGAUUUGGUAGACAAGACUGGCAGGAAAUGUGGCCGGAUUUUAAGUCAGGUAUCCUACAGGCUCUUUGAGGACAUGGGCCUCUUUGAAACUUUUAAAAUUCCUGUGCGAGAGUUUAUGAACUAUUUCCAUGCCUUAGAGUGUGGAUAUCGAGAGAUACCUUAUCAUAACCGGAUCCAUGCCACUGAUGUCCUCCAUGCUGUCUGGUACCUUUCUUCCCAGCCCAUUCCAGGCCUCCCAACUGUGAUUAAUGACCAUGGGUCAGCCAGUGAUUCAGAUUCAGAUAGUGGGAUCACUCAUGGCCAUCUGGGAUACGUGUUGUCAAAAACAUACACGCCAACAGAUGACAGCUAUGGGUGCUUGGCUGGCAACAUCCCAUCACUUGAACUGAUGGCCCUCUAUGUAGCUGCUGCCAUGCAUGACUAUGAUCAUCCUGGGAGAACCAAUGCCUUCUUGGUAGCAACCAGUGCUCCUCAGGCUGUUCUAUAUAAUGACCGCUCUGUUCUGGAGAACCAUCACGCUGCUGCUGCAUGGAACCUUUUCAUGUCCAGGCCAGAAUAUAACUUCUUAGUCCAUCUUGAUCAUGUGGAGUUCAAGCACUUCCGAUUCCUUGUCAUUGAGGCCAUUUUGGCCACUGAUCUGAAGAAGCACUUUGAUUUUGUAGCUAAAUUCAAUGCCAAGGUGAAUGACGACGUGGGCAUUGAUUGGACAAACGAGAAUGACCGAUUAUUGGUUUGUCAGAUGUGCAUUAAACUGGCCGAUAUCAAUGGCCCAGCCAAAUGCAAAGACUUACAUCUACAGUGGACAGAGGGCAUCGUCAGUGAAUUUUAUGAACAGGGUGAUGAAGAAGCCAGCUUAGGUCUCCCCAUCAGCCCAUUCAUGGACCGUUCUGCUCCACAGUUAGCAAAACUCCAAGAAUCCUUCAUCACUCAUAUUGUGGGACCACUGUGUAACUCCUAUGACUCAGCAGGACUGAUGCCAGGUAAAUGGAUUGAGGAUAACGAUGAGUCAGGAGAUACAGAUGAGCAGGAAGAAGAUUCAGCAGACAUGGACUCCUGUGACAACCAUGAACCAAGAAAGAAAAGGAGGAAAGUUUGCUGCCAGAUAACUCAGCAUCUGCUGCAGAACCAUCAAAUGUGGAAGAAGGUAAUUGAAGAGGAGGAGAGGAGAGCUGGGAAGGACAAGCAGAGUUGCGAGCCAUCAAUGCCAUUGCACCAGUCCUCGGAACCAAUAGAGGCCAUUAAAGAGGAGGAGGAGGAAAAAGGAAAGGCCAAGGAGGAAGAAGAUAACACAGCUCCAGAGACAAACCAGUGACAGUGACAGGAAUUGCGCAGUAUUUGACGCAAGGACAUCUUGCAUACCAGUUGUUUUUACAAGCCAGCACAACGUUUAGACACAACACUGUAGAAAUACGGGGUAAUUCACCUACAGCUGUUUAAGUCUUUCUUUCUUCCUUCCUUCUUUCCAUCUUCUUUCCUUCUUUCCUUCCUUCCUUUUUUCCCUUUCUGUGAGGUACAUUGCUUUCACAGUUAAACACCCAUUUUUACAAACUUUUGUAUACAGUGGAGAAUUAUAAAUAUAUAUAAUUAUAUAAAUAUAAAUAUAUAUAUAUAUACAUAAAAUACUAGCCUGGGUUUAUAAGCUGCAUAUUUCUUUAUUUGUUUGGAUUUCUUUUUAAAAGAUGAUUAUAUGAUGCUGCCUGUGAUAUUAUUAAAAAAGAAAAGGGAGGGAUUUGAAAAAGAGAUAAUACUCAGUGAAAUGGAAAAGGCUAUACUGUCCUUGUUUUUUGUUAAAAUGGAGCAACUGACUGGGUCAGUUAAAAGUUGAUCCCAACUGCCAGCGUAGAUGUGCCUGCAGGACGUCAUGUGCACACAGAACAGGAGCACCGUAGCUCAUGGAGCCGAGGGAAGGGUGUUCUGCUUUGGAGACAGGCUGUGACCCUAGGUGUGACAUCGGAGAAGAUCAUGCGCCUCCAUUGCAGAGAAUGUGCUCUUUCUUUCUCAGCCUGGAGAACUCUCCCUUGAAGACCUUUUGCUCGUGCUUCCACACAACUCAGUAGAAUCCAGAUGGAGGUGAGCGCACAACAGCUCUGGAAAACAAGACUUCCAAUUUCUUGAACAAGCCUCUUCUGUUGCUGUUUGGUAGGUCUUGAUUAUUUUUCUGAAAAGCCGUGUCCCUUGAAAACGUGCGCAAGCUGUAUUCCUACCUACAUGUUGCACAACUAUCUAUGCCACAUUCCCCUUCCCCACUUUUGGGGGCAAGUUUCAAGCAAACAGCACCAGUUAUCUGCUGAAGAGAAGUUGAUGGUGGCAAUUUUCUGUGGUGUCUGAAGGAAUUUCCAAUGUGUCGAACUGAGAUAAACUUUGGAGAGACGCCUUGGGAUCCCUCCCAUCCUUACCACCUUUCAUGUGGGCAUCCGCAUGUUUUCAUGUGUCUUGUGAGUAUGAGAAGGGUGACUGAAGUGAACUGAUCUCCCUUUAAAGUCCAAAUAUGAAUGAGAAAUCUUGGGUAAUGGUUUCUUCUGCUUUUUAUUGGAAUGUGUGUAUGGGCUGCGAAACCCCGUCUAGUCACCUCUACCAGAGGGAUUCAAACCUAUUUUCAAGGAAUCCAUUCUUCGUUGAUUUGUUUGUUACAAGUGAUUGCAUGUGAUACAAAGAUUCUGGAGCACAUAGACAAUUUGUGUGAAACACUGCCUAGGACUCAAUGCAGUCCUACACAAAGUAAAAUGCACCCUCUAGGUGUGAGGUCUUCAACUUCCAGAACCUUUCAGACAGCUUGGCCAUUGCUGAGAAUUCUGGGAGAUGACCACACCCUUCUGGAGGGUCACCAGAUUAAGGCAGGCUGCCAUCCUGCAUUUUCCUCUAUGUGCAUGCUCCGUGUUACAAGGGAAGUUUUGUAGAUGCAGUGACUCAUAUUUUAGCCAAGGAAGUUUCAUUAUCAUUCAUCUGUCCUUCCAGAACCAUGAGCAAUUUCUAAAGAAUGCCAUGGUUCUUUAGGACAGCAGUUUGGAAUCGAGUGGUCUAGGCAGAUAGGUUUGGUUUCUGGCACAAGGACAAUUGGAAAGCAACUGCAUAAAGCAAGAAGAAAUAAAACGCUGGGGUUAUCCUUCUCCCAGUCAAGGUAGGAAUUCAUUAUGCUAUUGGUUUUCAAGUAAAGUUGUUUGCCAUCCUGCGUUUCAUAUUUGUUGGCCAGAUCGUAAGUAGAACAAGUUCUGAUUGGACCUUCUCAUAUAACUGUGCUAAGACAAACCCAGUGAUCUGACAAGUACCAUUUACUCUGAGAAGACCCUGCAAAAGUCCCUUUAGGAGAUCUAUAUGUAUGAAUGCCAGCAUGUGAAGAAAACAGCAUCAUUUAGAGAAACAAACACAGUAUGACUCUUCCCCCCCCCCCCGUUCCAUUUAUGUCCCCCAUCUCAGUGGUGGCAAAUUUUAUUUUUAAAAUAAAAUAAAAUCCCAUUCUUGACUUUGAAAUGCAGUUAGGAUGGAUGACAUGGAACUGCAUGGGAACUUUUGGUAUCAAAGAGCAGCUCUGUUGAAAUCUGGAGAGCAUCGGUGCCCUGUCCACCUUGAUUGUACGCCUUGGCAGCUAUAAAAGCAAGAUCCAGUUACAUUGUUUUCCAGCAGGAAGGCUCAAGGAAGCAGUUAAUUGCUUGCUGCUACGUUGCUUAGAUCCUUCUACCAGAGUAGUUUUAGUUUGGAAUUUCACUUUGCUGUUUAUAACAACAUUAAAGGGAAAAAAUCCACCAGAAGGCUUUAGGAUUUCUUUAGAUGAUUAGCUGUCCCUUUUUAAUGGUUUCAUCUUUGCUCACAACUCAUUUUUAUUAGCCUACAUGUAAAUACAGAGGCACUUUUUAGUGUCCUGUAGAUAGUCAGGGGAAGUUGGGUUGUAUUUGUAAGAUAGUCAAAAAGAAAAAGAAAAGAUUUUUUCAUAAAACAUAACUGUGUUCAAAUUUGACCAAUGAAGUCUUACAUGAUUGGUAAUGGAACCACGUGAAGUCUUUUCAGAUCGGUAGGAUUUUUAACAUCAGCUGUCAUAGACACAUUGAGUGUAAUAGAAGUGCUGGAAUUUAGCAGCAGAGCCUGUUCAUCAAGGAGUUUUAAACAUGUGGUGAGAGAUCAGUGUGUAACUAAGUGUGCCCUCAAAAAUCUUUCUAAAAUUAUUGUCCUUAUGAAUGUGUCUGUAUGAUUGGUUCUUGGGCCAAUCCAUUUAACUAUCUUGCAUAAUAUUUCAUGGUGGGUUAUGUUGCCUCAUUGUUUCUCUCCUCAACUUGGUUCCUAGGGAUCUCCUAAAUCCACAGCUACACAAUUAUUGCUGAAUGUAUUGGAAAUGUAGAAACUGAGUUCACAUUUUGCCCUAAUUUAUCGUUUGAUUGAAGAUUGCUGAAUAAGCCAUGAUUUGCCGUGUUUACACUUUGCAUUGAGCCAUAAUGUGUGGUUUACAAACCACAAUGCCUGGGUUCAUGCAACCCACACUAAACCAGGGGUUCACGUGGAUGGGGCUAAGGCUAUGAUUUAGAAGGGAGUUUGGGGGUUCUUAAGGUGUGAAACUGAUGCCUUAAGUUUCUGAUGAACCCUUUCACUGCCUCUCAAACUUGUUUUUGUUUUGUUUUUUUAAAGUAAUGUUUUUUGGCUCCACCUAGUCUGGGAAGCCUCGAGGAGCCAUGUUUGAAACCAGCAUCAUUCUUGACUUCCUUCCACUUAAAUAAAGCCAAUACCAAGUGAGGGAGAAAUGCACAUUAGAAUUGGUUAGUAAGCUGUUCAGCCUCUCAUGUUUUUCCCAUAAUUCAGCAAUGUCUUUGAAUUUUUGGGAAUAGUAAAAAUGCUCCCUUCCUGAGAAGGUAUUGGGUUAUAUGGUGUACCAUGUCUUCAUAUGUACUGUUUUAAGCAUGCAUGUCAGAUUUUUCCCCUAGUGGUCCCUCCAGCUGCAUAGAGGUGUCCACAGGCUAUGUUCAAAAAAGUCAAGAUGUCAGCCACAAUGGUGCAAUCAAAGCUUUGCCCAUUUUUGUGUGUGUCAUACAUAUGCCCAUUAAAAAAUGGGUAGAACUUUGAUUGCACCAUCACAGCCAUCAUCUUAACUUUUUUGACUGUACCCUGUGGACACCACUGCUCCAGUGCAUAUUAUAAAGAGGUUUCUCACAUUCUAGUACUACUAUGUCAGCCUUCCUUCUCAGAAGAUAAAGCCAGAAUCUAAUGGCUUUGAAUUGCCUAUAAAUGUGUUCCACAUUUGAAACAAGAGUACUUGCUGGAAUUUUUGUGUUUUCAUGUCAGUCUUUUCUUGAUCGAUUGUAUUAACCCAAGUUUAAAGAGGAUUGUUCAAUUGCUGUUCUUCUCCAGUUCUGAUUUUUCUAGGGAGAGCUAACAGACAUGAAACUGAUAUAGGUACAUUUGUUAGAGAACUGGCAUCUUUUACAUUUCCCCAAUUGAUAAGAAAAUCCAGAUGUUUUGUAUUGCAUGUGAAGUAGCUUUUAAUUCAGAGAUGAAUACCUUCAGGCAAUGCUUUAAGAGAGGGGUGGACGACAUUCCAGGAGCUGAGGCUGGCAACUUGGCCUCAGAACCUUCCAGAGGGCCACAGGAAACUGUGAUGGUGUCACAAGAAAGGACUGGGCCAAAUAUUUUCAGCCCAAGGACAGGGUUUUAAGGAUGGCCAUGAAAGUUGGGGAAAGUCUUUGGAAAACCAAUCACUAUAAUUCCCCAUCCUUAAGCCACACACACCCACAAUUCUAAAAAGAGCCUAAAAUUGUGCCACUACUUUUCAAUGUCAGCUGGAUUUGGGGCUGUUUUGUUUUUUUAAUUUUAUGGAAGAUUUAAGGGUAGGAAUGGAACUUCCAAUGCCACUUUUAUAUCACCAACAAUUGGAUAUUUUGCUGCCAGAUGUUAGCAUCACACUAUCAGGUUCUUGAUGGAUCAUAAAUGGUUACUGGGGUCCAUAGAUGAGUCAUGGAUUGCCCACCCCUGCUUUAAAGAUUUCACAAACAUCUUUUUGUUGUGGUUCCACUUGUCUCUUUUGUUAUCUUGAUGGCCUCUUCUUGUGGGUUUGGACUUUAGCUAUAUUUUAAUGAUAUGUUUGGUAAUAGAGUGGAAAUUGGAAACUCCUGUGACUAACAAAACAUGCUUGCUAAGAAGAGUCAUCGCUCCAUUUUCCUUUUCCUCUUCUGUUUGCCCAGUUUCAGCAUGCAAAGAUUUGCUGCCCUUACAGAAAUCACAUAUUCUCACAUUAUUUCCCCUUUUCUAAUAUAAGUGUCCUCCUCUAGCAGUUUAUGAAGAUGAGAAUGGCUUAUCAGUACAACUCAGAAUCCAGAAAAGCUAGGCAUAUAUGAAUCUUCCUCCAUUUCUAAGGUCAGAUAAAUAAAGGGCAAGGGUCCUGUGGUGAAGAUAGAGGGAUUUAAAUGAAUUAAAUGCAGAUAAUGGGGUAAAUUGCUGCAGCUUCUAAAUUAUUAUUUUUUAAAAAAAUCAAACAACUAGCUAACUUCACAACAUGUGGGGGAAAUGGCUGAUUUUUUAUUAUUGGAGCUUGUAUUAGGAAGACAGAAUUAUUUCUUAUAGCAGCUUUUUUCUGAAGCAAAAGCAAUGCUUUAGUUAAGCUCAGAACUCAAGAGGUAUUAUCAACUUCUAGUUCCUGCUUAAAUGCUUUUCUUUCUUUCUCUGCAUAUUUUUAUGUUAGCCGACUGCCAAAUGCAUUUCUCCUGGAUGCCUCUAAGGCUUAAAUUUUGUUAAACUUGAAGGGAACUAAAGAUGACUAGUGCUUGUCAACGUGAUUCUUUCCCAACACCAUAUAUAUUUUGUUUCUUAAGUUCUUUAGAAAAUUGUAAUUACUACAAUUGGGAAACAUUUCAAUACAAAGCCCAAAUUUGCAAAACAUAUAUAAAAAUAGUGCUAGAAAACUACUAGAAAUCCUUUGCCAAACAGGAAAAUUUGGAUGGACAGGGUGACCAAGAGAUGAGGAAGAAAUGGAGGUUUUGCACAUAGAUUUUUUAACAUCACUGCCUUAAAAAAAUAUCACUGCGUUUAUCUCCAAGGUCUUGGGCAUAUUUCUGUAGCAUUAACACAAUUGUUGGAUCCUCUUUUGACACCAUUUUUAUUCAUGUCAAAUUGUAAAACAGGAUACAAUGGUAGGAGAAGCACUAAAAUUCUAGCCAGUAAUAUGCAUACAGAAUUCAGAUAUUAAGGACUAAAGUUGUAUGACCCAGAAUUUGAUGCCCUUGCUUAGAAUAAUGUUUGCUGAUCAGCACUCAGUAAUGCCUAGUCAUGAUUCAAAGCUUGUUGCAGAACAAGCUGCUGCAGAACAAGACUGUGAGAUUUCGAAGACUCUUUGAUUCAAGACCCACUGGCUAUUUGGUUUAAAAAAGCCAUUUUUAUGAAGCACCAUCCGGUGUCCGUGGCUUCUGCAACAAAUUAGUGUAGACUGAGUUUUGUAUAGUCAAAGAAGCAACAUUUGCUUGAAGUGCAUCAUGUGGGAAAUCAUAGGAGGUAGAGCAACUACUUUAUCCUCUGUGAUUUCUCCACCUGCCAGGUCAAGCGUAGUAAUUAAUUGUAUGUUUUAUACUAUAGGUCUUAGCUGAAUAUUUCAUUAAAGAUCACCACCUACCAGACAAUCCUCUAAAUUAAAUGUUCACUGAGUCCAUGAAAUUAUUAGUGAUUAAUGCAGUAUCAUUUUUAUGGAUCAUUCCUAUAGCUCUUUAGAUGGUGUGUGUAAAUCAGCUGCCAGAGAAAUAUAUUCAGUGGAAAAAUCAUUAAUACUGAAAGAGCUUUCCAGAAAGAUAAGUUGUCCCUUACUAGCUGAUCUAACUCUAAAAUAUGUUGUUACCGUGCACAUGCAUGAAUUUUGAUUGAGUGAUCCAAGGGAAUGUUAUGUUGUAUCCUGUGAGCCUCCUGAAGGGCACCAGUGCCAGCUUAACCCAUGCACCACAAGACUGGAGAAUGUAGUCUAGAAUAGCCUUCCUCAAUCUACUGCAACCCAAUUGUGCUGGUUCUGCUGACUCUGGAUGACGGGAGCCAUGGCCAACUUAGCUUGAAUGCACUGGGUUGAGAAGAAGGCUCUAGAACAUCUUUCAGACCAUUUGAGAACGUCUUGGCCAUUCUCAAAGCCACCUUCCCUAAUCACAGCAAGUGGAAAAAUUGUGCAAAGAACAAUGAUACAUCCUGCAUGUGUUGUCUACCAGCAAAUAGCCCCCCAAAUAGUAAUAAAACAAGUCCAAAACAGGAAUGUUAGAAAAACAUUCAUGGAUUUCCUGCAGGCAGUGAAGGCUGAAGAUAAUGGUGGCCAGGGCAAAACCCAUGCCCUCUUUUUUUGUCCUUUCCUGCCACCAAUUUGCAUUGUCACCUUCUUGCCAAGUAGGCUUUUAAAACUGAAUCAAGAGACAUUUUCAAUUAAAUUGGGAAGCACAGGUUGCUCACCAUGAAUUCCCAUAAAUCUUUAUCCUGAACUUAUAAAACCAAAUUCUCGGUGGGGGGGGGGGGCAGGCGGGGCAAAUACUCCUGCAUUGUUCCAAGUUAAGAUCAAAUACGACCUUUAACCAUUUUGAGUGAUCUUUAAAGAUAGCUUGCAAGCAUUCAAACUAUUGUGUAUAUGACCCAUUCGCU
Molecule: messenger RNA, 9896 nt
Organism: Python bivittatus (Burmese python)
Lineage: Eukaryota; Metazoa; Chordata; Lepidosauria; Squamata; Pythonidae
Source: RefSeq, a predicted model, not a curated record